UUUAUAGUUCAGUGUUUAUAGUUCAGAUGUUGAAGAUGAGUUUGCAGGUGGAUUUGAUGUGAUGUAAAUUAGUAGUAUGUGAUUGAAAUCCUCCUCAUGAAUCUAGUGUUGAUUGUGUUGACACUCCAGUACAGCAGGAGGCGCUAUGAAGCUCUUUAGUCCGCCGUCGAACUCAUUAAAGAAAGAAGAACUCACAGUUUGAACACUCAGCCGGUGCGUGUUUAUAGUUCAGUGUUUAUAGUUCAGAUGUUGAAGAUGAGUUUGCAGGUGGAUCUGAUGUGCUGUAAAUCAGUAGGAACUGAUCUGUCUAUGCUGGAUAUUGAUGAUUUGAUGACAGAAAUCUCUCAGCUGAAGAAAGAGGUGGCGUUACUGGAGGCAAAGCUGAGGGAAAGAGAGUUUUCAGAUCAGAGAUCCAGAGACACACAGGACUCAGAGCUCAGCCUCACUUUACUCUGUUAUACUGAUGCUCAGGAGAGUGUGUGUGACAGUAAUCAGGGUGAUCAAACCUCCACAGAGUCUCUGGCUUCUGUCUGUAAUGCUGCUGGAGAACAGCAGAUGCUCAGGAUACCAUUGAAGAAGCGUUCAGUGAAGAUGAUGGAGAUGAGAAGAAAAACCACAGCAGAGAAACCCAAUGAUGUCAGUGAUUUUGUUCCUUCAGAUGCAAACCGUGGUUCAUCUUCAAAUUGGGAAACGGCUUCUACAUCAAAAGAGCUUCGGACAGCGUGUCUUCCCUGCAUCACUCAUGAGAAGACAUUAAGCUCGCUGCGGCAAUUAGUGAGAUGUGAGAGAAAACCCACAGAACAGAAAUUCUUCAUAUGCAGGAUAUGUGGGAGCAGCUUUUCUACCUCAAAAGAGAGGAAAGUUCAUUCAGAAGUGCACAAAGUAAAGGAGUUCCACUGUGAUCAAUGCAGGAAGGUUUUCUUUGUCGAAUCUCUUCUAAAAGCUCACAUGAAGACACACCGUAAUGAAAAGCCUUACCGCUGCAGUGAGUGUGACAAGUGUUUCAAAACUAAAGGAAAUCUUGUUGUUCAUAAGAGAACACACACGGGAGAAAAACCAUUCAAGUGUCCUCACUGUGAGAGGAGAUUCACCCAUGGACCCCGUCUGAAGCAACAUGUCCGUUUGCAUACCAAGGACAAGCCAUAUCAAUGCAGUAAUUGUGGCAAAACCUUUACACAGCUGGAUUCUUUAAAGUCACAUCAAAAUACACACUCUGAGGAGAAACCCCAUCAGUGCUCACACUGUGAUAAACGUUUCCGACAGAGAUCUCAUCUGAUAGUCCAUGAGAGAACACACUCUGGAGAGAAACCUUACGUCUGCACUCACUGUAAAAAGAGCUUUUCUGAUCCACGUCAUUUCCACGUUCAUCAGAGAGUGCACACUGGAGAAAAACCUUAUCAUUGUACCAUAUGUGGGAGGAGUUUCAAUCAAUACGCAAACUUAAUAAAGCACCAGAGAAGACAUACAGGAGAAAGACCUUACAUAUGCACUCAAUGCGACAAAACAUUUGCUCGACCGGAUGUCCUGAAAACCCAUCAGAGAGUGCAUACAGGAGAGAAACCUUAUGGUUGCUCCACCUGCGGGGAGAGAUUCGCUUAUUUAGGACGUUUUCAGACUCAUCUGAAGAAACAUGCGAAAGAACAAACUGCCCUAGAAUCAUCAUAGGUAUACAAUAAAAUAAAAUAUGCAGUUGAGUGCAGCGGUUCAUUUGAAUUACAAAUAGUAAAAUAUGCGCAUGAAAGGAUGCAGAGGUAGAUUUAUGUAACAGUGCUCUGCUCGUGUCACUCAUGCAAAAAAAAAAAAAAAAAAAAACGUUUAUACAUUUCUCAAACUAUCAAAACACGUAUGGAAGCAAGUCAAUGAAAUAAUUAGAUAACUCUUACCUUACAGUAUAUCUGAUGGCAUUUUUCCUGCUGUCCUUCGAUUUUAUGAUGCAUCUGUCAUAAUAUUAUAUUCUUGAGCUUGACUGCAAAUUAUUUUAUUAAAAAUAUACUUUAUCCAUCAAGAUGGACUUCCAUCACUUGCUAAUGUAUUAUGUAUUAAUUGCCAAGGUUAAAAAUAAAAAAUUAACUGCUAAUAACAGUUUUAAUAAGUUAAA
Messenger RNA from Myxocyprinus asiaticus (Chinese sucker), 2098 nucleotides. Its product is annotated as zinc finger protein 501-like. The transcript has 3 exons. Lineage: Eukaryota; Metazoa; Chordata; Actinopteri; Cypriniformes; Catostomidae. The record is from RefSeq and is a predicted model, not a curated record. Gene Ontology annotation, molecular function: RNA polymerase II cis-regulatory region sequence-specific DNA binding; DNA-binding transcription factor activity. Bases 247 to 1665 code for a protein of 472 amino acids. Gene Ontology annotation, biological process: regulation of transcription by RNA polymerase II.